GCUAAAGGGCAGACACAUCGCCAGCCCUAUUGCUGGGUCGCCCGGUGGGACCCCCCCUCCCCGUUUACCUCGAGGCACUUUUCAAGGACACCCUUUGCUGCUGGAUCUCUCAUCUUCGGGGAGGGGGAAAGGGAACACUACGGUUUUAAAAACAUCCUUUUUUUAAAAAAAAUCUCUCUCUUUACUUUUCUUUUUUAAAUGUCAAGUGGAGCUGCUGGGAUUUUUUGCCCCCAGUGGGUAAUCUAAAACUGGGGCGGGGGGGGAUUCACUGUUCUCCCUUCCCAGGUUCACCCUCAACCGCCGGUGUUGAUAAGGAAGGAGAAAGUUCAGGCUCCUGAUCUGUUGGUACAUGCUGGUGGGAGACGCAUAAAGAGGUUAUCCAGGAAUGGUGGAUCACUUGCUUCCUGCGGAUGAAGCUUUCUCAUCCGCAAGGCCCUCGAUUGGAUACUUCGGGGACAUGAUGCCCAUGCGGAGGUCGUACCAAAUGUUGCCUUCUCCCUUGUCUGAAGAUGAUAGCGAUUCCUCAAGUUUUUGCUCAUGUUCCAGCCCCGAUUCCCAAGUUCUUGGCUCAAGUUAUGGGAGCUCAUCGAGUGCGGAGAGUCAGGACAGUAUCUUGGACUAUUUGCUGUCCCAGGCAUCGUUAGGAAACGGCCUUGCCUCUUGGUGGGACAAAAGGAGACUUCAGCCCAUUGUGAAGGAGGAACAUUUUCGGAUGCCUGAGUUCAUGGUGGAGAUGGAAGACUCUGGACCAUUCCAGCCCACCCUUGAGGAGAUAGAGGAAUUUCUGGAAGAGAACAUGGAGACCGAACUCAAGGAAGGGCCUAAAAGUGAGACCAAAGACAUGAGAGCUUGUAGCCAGCUUACUGUGGCUUCUAUACAGCAAAAAGACCACCUCAUGCCCAGUCUUAGUUUAAAAGACAGUAAAAGUGAACAGUCAAGCAACGCAGUAGAAGGUAGCCAUGCAUCGAAUGGAACAGUGCCCCUUGAUGGAGGGAUACCAGUCAUGCUCCAAAUCCAGCCUGUCCAAGUUAAGCAAGCGUCAAACACAAGCCCUAGUUCACAAGGGCAACCACAAGAGAAUGUUAAAAUUGCACAGCUCCUGGUCAACAUCCAAGGACAAACCUUUGCGCUUGUGCCGCACCUUGUCCAGUCAUCCAGUUUGAACUCAUCUUCCAAAUUUGUCCGCAUAGCCCCAGUGCCAAUAGCUGCAAAACCUCUCGGGCCAGGUGGUACAAUCCAGGGUCAAACGGGGGUCCUCGUGGGUCAAAAGUUCCAGAAGAACCCUGCAGCAGAACUCAUUAAAAUGCACAAAUGUUCCUUUCCUGGAUGUACCAAGAUGUACACCAAGAGCAGCCAUUUGAAAGCUCACCUGCGAAGGCACACGGGAGAAAAACCUUUUGCAUGUACUUGGCCAGGAUGUGGCUGGAGGUUCUCUCGAUCUGAUGAACUUUCUCGGCAUAGGCGCUCCCACUCGGGAGUGAAGCCUUACCAAUGUCCUGUGUGUGAGAAGAAGUUUGCUCGAAGUGACCACUUGUCCAAGCAUGUCAAAGUCCACCGAUUUCCUAGAAGCAGCCGCUCUAUGCGCGCAGUGAACUGAGGUGUCUUCCUGCCUCUGCCUUUUCACCUGUUUGUCCAAGAAUAGGUGUCGGCAGCCCUUUGUUCAGCAUCGUUCUCGUGAAGCAACCUUAUUGUGAUAAUUUAUUCAUCUCCCCGUAAUGUCUGAUGCCAUGACCUCACACAUGCACCACGUGCAUCUUCUUUGUUGCCACCUACCACUUGGCCUUAUUUCUUUUCAUUCUCUUCCUUCCUGCUGUUGCUAUUGCUGCUUUUUUGAAAAUCCCGGUGUUUUAUAUUUAGCUGUUUUCUCCUGCACCAUGAUAAUUGAUGGGCUCCUCGCUGCUAGUUAAUUAUAGUUCUGGCAUUCCUGAGGGCUUUGCUCGUGUAUAGGGCUAUUCAUUGUGAAGGUUUGUUUUAUUUUUUUAAAUUGUUUUAAGUUGGCCUAAUUGUCCAGUUUGGAAACAGCAAAUUCCUUUUGAUGUGGAAACAAAUCCUGUGUGUAUGUGUGUGUACAUUUUGUUUGUUUGUUUGCUAUGGUGGUGUUCAUCAGCUAGGGAUCUGUGGGAGCUAUUAAAAGAGCAGAAAGACAAAGUCUUGUGCAUGUGUGUGGGAAUGCAGUGCUAUGCACGUUGCAAUAAGGGGGGGGGCUGGAAAAAUGACUUUUAGGAAACUGUAGCAUCCAGAUACUACUACAGCACCACUACCUGCGCCUGAAUGCUAGUGGCCGUGUGAGCGGGAGGAUUCUGGGAGCUGUAGCAUCCAGAAAGUUAUCUGGCAGUUGAGUCAUGGCAACUGGACUUCUUUCUUAUUAAAUUGAAACGUUUCGCUACUCAUUC
Molecule: messenger RNA, 2393 nt
Organism: Pogona vitticeps (central bearded dragon)
Lineage: Eukaryota; Metazoa; Chordata; Lepidosauria; Squamata; Agamidae
Gene: KLF15
Product: KLF transcription factor 15
Biological process (GO): regulation of transcription by RNA polymerase II
Molecular function (GO): DNA-binding transcription factor activity, RNA polymerase II-specific; RNA polymerase II cis-regulatory region sequence-specific DNA binding
Source: RefSeq, a predicted model, not a curated record